Phacochoerus africanus (Common warthog) is the source of this 4895-nucleotide messenger RNA. It is a transcript of the gene OTULIN, whose product is annotated as OTU deubiquitinase with linear linkage specificity. Bases 135 to 1193 code for a protein of 352 amino acids. Gene Ontology annotation, molecular function: cysteine-type deubiquitinase activity. Gene Ontology annotation, biological process: protein linear deubiquitination. The record is from RefSeq and is a predicted model, not a curated record. The transcript is spliced from 7 exons. Lineage: Eukaryota; Metazoa; Chordata; Mammalia; Artiodactyla; Suidae.
GCGCGGAAGCGGCCGGUGCACCCACCCGAGCCCGCGGGCAGCAGGGCGGCAGCGGCCACGGCCGGGCGCCCCGAAGGGUGGGGCCCCGGGUCGCUCGAAAGCGGCUGAACCCCCGCGGCGCCGCCGGCGGCCCCAUGAGUCGGGGGACCAUGCCUCAGCCCGGAGCGUGGCCGGGCGCGAGCUGUGCCGAGAAGCCGGCGUGGGAGGCGGGGGCCGCGGCACCGGAGGGCGGGAAGGCGGCAGCCGGCGGGCCGCCGCGGGCCGCGAUGCGGUGCGCAGCCGAGCACGAGGAGGACAUGUAUCGUGCAGCGGAUGAAAUAGAAAAGGAGAAAGAAUUACUUAUACAUGAAAGAGGGGCAUCAGAACCCAGAUUAAGUGUAGCUCCUGAAAUGGAUAUCAUGGACUACUGCAAAAAAGAAUGGAGAGGAAAUACGCAAAAAGCAACAUGUAUGAAAAAGGGCUAUGAGGAGGUGUCUCAGAAAUUCACCUCCAUAAGACGAGUCCGUGGAGAUAAUUACUGCGCGCUGAGGGCCACGCUGUUCCAGGCCAUGAGCCAGCCGGCGGCGCUGCCCUCCUGGCUGGAGGACCCAGAGCUCACGCUGUUACCAGAGAGACUCAUGAGCAAAUACAGCUGGAUCAAGCAGUGGAAACUUGGACUGAAAUUUGAGGGGAAGAGCGAGGACCUGGUUGAUAAAAUAAAGGAGUCCCUUGCUUUGCUGAGGAAGAAGUGGGCAGGCUUGGCUGAACUGAGAACUGCCGAAGCGAGGCAGAUAGCUUGUGAUGAACUGUUCACCAAUGAAGAAGAAGAGUACAGCCUCUAUGAAGCUGUAAAAUUUCUAAUGCUGAACAGAGCCAUUGAACUAUAUGAUGAUAAAGAGAAGGGAAAGGAUGUACCAUUUUUCUCUGUGCUUCUGUUUGCUCGGGAUACAUCAAAUGACCCUGGACAGCUGCUGAGGAACCAUCUAAACCAGGUGGGACACACUGGUGGCCUUGAACAGGUUGAAAUGUUCCUUCUGGCCUACGCCGUGCGCCACACCAUCCAGGUGUACCGGCUCUCCAAGUACAGCACCGAGGAGUUCAUUACCAUCUAUCCCACCGACCCACCCAGGGACUGGCCGGUGGUGACCCUGAUCGCCGAGGACGAUCGGCACUACAACAUCCCCGUCCGAGUGUGUGAGGAGACAAGUCUGUGAGAGACCCACCUGGACAGCCUGGCCACCUGGCCAAGGUGCGUGGGCAGCUCCUCGGCUCAGCGUGCAGGUCCCCUAGAAUGACCUCUGAGGACUCUUGGGCCCUGUGAGCCAGGCUGGACUCAGUGAUGUUCAGUGAUGUUCUGAAGACUGGAUUUUAGGAAUGAACCAAGCUUUCCCUUUAUCUGAUGCAGCAUGUUUCAGUUGGGGCCUUCAGAGCAUACCUAAUGGUAAACGGGCUUUCAUUUUUUUUUUAAAGGUAGUAAUGUUUUUGUUUUGGAGGUAUUGGGUCUCAGCAGUGCCCUUCCUAUGCCAUCAGCUUCCCUAGUAGAAUUCUAGGGCAGAGUCUGUUAGUGGCGUGGCCUCUGACGGUCUCAUCGAGCAGUGGUUUGGAUUUAUAUGUUCAUUAAAGCUAUUUUAAGCAGAUUGUCUUAUAGAAGGUCAAGAAUUGGGUCCAAAAGUGAGUUACUUAAAGGCUGGAGAAAGAGCUUCCAGAGGAGGCAGUGGCACCAGGACACCCUUGCUCUGCAGGAACGUGGCAGGCGCCUGAGCUGGCGGCUGCGCUGGCGCAAGUGGUGGGUGGUCAGUGGGGGAGUGCUACUUAUAGUUGGUCCCUAGGGUCAGGGGCUGUUGGUUAUUCUCCAGUUCUGUAGAUUCACCACCUCAUAGUCAGAACAAGGUUAGAUCCACCUGCUUUUUAGAGGAAACCAAGGCCAGAUGACUCAGGCACUCAGCUGGGUUCAGAAGGAGGGAUGAGCUGGAUCCAGGACUUCCCGUGCCCUUUUCAUGCUGUUUUUUGCAGAGUGCUCUGUGCCAAAGUCACAUAACUCAUCUGCUUCCUGGGGAGGAGUAACCACAAAGCGGCUAAGGUUCUUCAUUAGUAAGUUUAAGCAGAAGCCUGUUCUGAAACAGUGCAAGAGCAUGGCUGAGCUGUAUCUGCCCUGUUCGGUUUGGGAUGCCUGGGGGAGGGUGUUCUGGCCACCCACGAUUGCCUGCAUGGCCCCAGGCCAGGUGGUGCCUGUGGGUGGGCAGGGCAGCCCAGCUGCCCAGGCUCUGUGAUGAGGCCUGAAUCAUCCAUGUGGACAUUGUUCCCAGGAACCAGUUGUGUCACUCUGUAGGACUCCCUAUCAGUGGCACCUGAAUUGGCUCAGUAUUUGUGGAGGUGCUGUUACCCUGAAGUACCUAGUUUUAUUUUAUAAUUAAAAUCUUUAUUUGGUCCAACUUAAUGUAGUUUAUAAGCUAUCUGCUUUUUCUUUUCCCCCAGAGGGAAAGAUGUACCUUUUGCGAAAAUGUAACUUUUGCUUUCACUUAAAAAUUAAAAUUUUUGGUUGAGAAAACUCUGAGGACACAUAAAAACUAUGCAGACUGUUACAAUAGUAUUUUCCCCAUUACCUCAUCAAUAAUAUUCACCACAUUUUGAUAGAUGCAUAUUCCCUGGAGUGUUUGAAUCCACUUCUUCUCUGAAUGUGAGUGAAUGUGUUAGGCUUGUUUUUCACUGUGAAAUGCAACAGUGCCUCAAAUAAGGAGGUACCUAGAAGGCAAAUGAAGGUAAUAAUGACUUCUUGUUAGUUUUGAUGCUUCAUUUUAUGUAAUCUCAUUUUCAUGUAACUUCCAGUAGGAAAUCCUCACCAUUCAUUCUUGAACAUUUUUAAAAGCACAACUUCAAACCCUCAGGCUGCACAAGGCAGUAGGGUCUGUGUCCAUCCAACUGUUGGCUCAUAGCCCCUGUUGAAUUUAAUAAUAUUCAUAAUCAUCUGUCUUUGCAUUUUGAAAAUGUUGUAGUCUUAGUGAACUAGAACUGAGCUUUUGGACAAUCGAAUUGUUUACAUUUCAUACUUUUUUCUUGUUCCUCUGUGUGGUAUUGUUGUCUUAACUACCACAUUGAUAGAAAUUCAAAAGGAUACAUUGCAGUUGCUUUCUAUCCCAAGGCUCUGCUCUCAGAUUGUCAUCCAGGCUUAGAGGGAUCAUAGCAUCACAGAAGACAAGUUUUCAAAGAAAUGGUACUUUAGGAAAUUUAGAUGAUUGGAUAACUUUAAAAAUAUAUUUUGUUGCAGCAUGCAAUUACAGUUGUCUAGAGUUUUAAUUCCAUUUCUCAUUCCUGGACUUGACCUGGUCGGGCGAUGUCAGCAGCAGAACUGAAAUUGAAUUGAGGCCAAAGUGGAUUCAGGAGCAUAAUCUACCUAGAGGGAUCUCUAAAAUGAUAAGAGUGUUCCAGAAGAAGGAAAGUAGCAGGAACUACCCUGUGCUUACUUUUCCAACCCAGAGUUUAUUGUAAGAAUUCAGCAGUUUGAGGCCCUGUGGUCUUGGCAGAAAGAAAAUGUUUGCCUUAAGCAGGUAUGAGUUAUACCUUUGAGGGCAUAUAAGGUGCCUUAAACCUAAAGUUUCCUGUCACAAAUUCUGUGGAAUUAACACUGCUCCUUUAGGACUUUUUCUGCUCCUCUCCUCUCCUGCUAAGCUACUUCUGCAUUUACAGAAUCUGUUGAUUUCACCCAUACACAUGGCACAGGUGAUGGCAGCAGUAGAAGACAAGAUGGCAGUGUGUGGUCUUUCACUUGCACUCUAGGCAUAGAUGGGAUUCGAUCUGAAAUGUCAGUGCCUCUUCCUUAGAGUACAGUGUGUUUGAAAAUGGUUUGAAUGCACAGAAUGGAAUUGGCCUGCUCUCUUCGUAUAGCCAUUUAUGCUUUUAUUAUACUGUUAUGUAUUUGACUAAUGUCUGAUGAGAAUUUUCUUUGAUUGUGGGAAACAGACAUUGUAUUCUUUCAUUUUUCUCUUCCCCUCCAGUCCUAGAGCUUAUCAGGUAAAAUCUCAGGCCACGUGAAUCUCACACUUCCGUUGGAAGGAACACCUUAAUUGGUUUUUGUGUGUUUUUCUUGUUUGUUAAGAGGCUGUGUUGUUCCUCCUGCCUUCUUCACCUCAAGGUGCUAUUUUACCUAAGAGUUUGUUGUCUGCUUUUUGAAGAGUUUCCAGAUAAUGACUGUUAGGUGCUGUGUCACCUUUAAUGAUCUAGCGCUCUUAGCAUCUCAUCAUCGGAGUCGGACUCAAGUAGACUUCCUGACUUUGUCUUCAUUUUGAUGUUAAAGUUUGAUUAUUUCCUCUCUGUCUUUCUUGAGCAAGACUUCGCAGGUACCUCCCUUUGAAAGGCAGGAAGCAUUUUCAGAAGUAUAAACCUCCAGGGAAUCUUCUUUAUAGGCAUACCAAAAAAAAAAAUACAUAAAUGCCUUUUUGAAAAGAUCUGUGACUACUGAAAAACAAUAAACAGGAAUGUGUGUGUGUGUGUGUGUGUGUGUGUGUGUGUGAAUCUGAAAUGUGUGUGAAAGGCAAGAAUCCCCAAAUGGUUGACAAAGGCAGGGCAUGGUGUCACGUAAUUUAAAAAUGACCCAAGGAACUGUAAGAAGUGAACUGAAGAAGGAGGGACUGAUUUUAGGUGAAAAAUGCCUUUUUAAAAGCAAAACAGCAGAUGCCUGACAGACCUUCCUGAUUUAAGUUGUAAAAGGUUAAAAAUCUGAACCAGUGGAAAGACUUCUGUGCUUGGAUUCUGCAAAUUCCUUUUUCCAAAUUUUAAGUCCCCUGUUGAACAGAAAUAGAAUACAUGAUGCCUAACUCUUUGGGGGAACCUCCUUGGUGGUCUCUCUGGAGGGGCUGGAGAGACCAGGGCACCCGUGCUGAGUUAUACGGUGAAUAAAGACACGGGAUACUGAUGAUUAA